CCCGAUGGCGACGAAGGCGAGGAAACUCCAUGCGACGGACGACCCGCGCCGGGCCGCCAUGCGCAUGACGGCCGACGAAGAUGAGCUCGUGAACCCUUCCGAGGACGAGUACGAGGACGAGGGCGAUGAGAACGAGGACGGGAACAGCGCGGUCGCGAUAAGCCCGAGCCCGAGCCAAGCCGAGCCGGCAACCGCCUCCGAGAUGGGCAUCAUCGAGGAGAUCUACUGCGAGAACUUCAUGUGCCAUCGCCGUAUGUGCAUCCGUCUCUGCCGCAACAUCAACUUCAUCACGGGCGAGAACGGCAGCGGGAAGAGUGCGAUCAUUGCCGCGCUGCAGAUCUGCCUCGGUGCGUCGGCCCGCGCGACCCAUCGCGGCAAGAGCAUCAAGAACCUCAUCCGCAACGGCCACGAUGGCAAUGCAAUCGUGCGCAUCACACUCCUCAACGACGGCACGGACGCGUUCCGCCCCGAGUCGUUUGGGAAGCGCAUCAUGGUCGAGCGCCUCAUCCGUCGCGAUGGCACGGCCGAGUACCGCCUCAAGAACGAGCAUGGCAAGGUCGUCUCGAAGCUCAAGGCGGACCUCGACGCGAUGCUCGACCAUCUCAACAUCCAGAUUGAGAACCCCUGCGCCGUGCUUGACCAAGAGAAUGCCAAGCUCUUCCUCAAAGGCGACCCGACCGACAAGUACAAGUUCUUCUUGCAAUCGACGGAUCUCUACAAGAUGCGCGCCACGUUUGCCAAAGUCGAAGACGAAACGCGCCUGCGGCAGGAGGCGACGCUUGUCCAGGAAGAGCGCAAGCUCAAGACGCUCCUCAAGGCCAAGGAGGAGGCCGAGCGCCUCUACGAAGAAGCCAAGAGCAUUGGCCACUUGAAGGAGGAGCUCGUCGGCCUCAAGCAGUCGCUGGCCUGGUCCUUUGUCAACGCCCAGGAACUCUCGCUCCAAGACGUCCAAGCACAGCUCGACCAAGUCAUGCACUUGCAGCAAGUCGCUGCCGAGAAGGUGCUGCGACGACAACAAGUGGUCGACGCGCGCUCGGCCGAGCAGUCGGCAAAGAACAACGCGCUCCAGGAGGUCGAUGCGCAGAAGGAAGUCUUUCAGCGCCAACAACAAGCGCUCCAGCAAGAGAUCCGCGAGCUGCGGCUGCCCGUCCAGAAGAAGCAUGCGGCCAAGAACGCGAUGGAGCACCAGAUUCGACAGGCGCAAGCACGCUUGAAGCGCAUCGAGCACGAGAAGGAGCAGCGCCGUGCCAAGUACCAACUGUACCUCCGGUCACUUGAGAAGCAGCAAGCGCAGCAAGCCGAAGGCAUCCAGCGCGCCCAGGAACACCUUCAUCGUGUGCAAGCCAAGAAGCGGGAGAUCGAGUCCAAGCCGAUGGAAGAAUUUGCAGCCGAGCUUGACGACGUCGAAGGCCAGUACGUGGCGUGCAGCCAGCAAAAGCGCGAGGCGAGCGGCGAGGUUGAGCGUCUGACCUCGCGCCUACGCGCGCUCGAGUCGCAGAGUCAAAACAAGCUGGUCGCGUUUGGCAACCAGAUUCCCAGACUCCAGCAAGCGAUCCAAGACAAUCUGCACAAGUUCUCGGCGCCGCCGAUUGGGCCGCUUGGCAUGUACUUUAGCCUCAAGCCCGAGCAUCAGCAAUAUGCGGUUGCAGCCGAGGUCGUGCUCAAGAACGUGAUUGGCAGCUAUCUUCUCGCGAACGGCCGGGACAAGAACGUCUUGGACAAUCUCAAGCGGCAGAUGAACGUUCCGCCGAGCCAAGCGAAUAUUUUGAUCGCAAAGCGCACCGGCCGGCGGUACGACAAUGUGCACGUUCCCCGUGGCCCUCUGGGCGAUCAUGCAGUGAUCUCACUCUUGGACAUUGACAACCCGGACGUGUAUAAUGUGCUCGUGGAUGUGGCCAAGAUCGAGUCCAAGUACGUGUACCCGACGCGCAAAGAGGCCGAAGACGCGACGAUGGAGGGGCCGUCCGGGCGACAGCGCUUUGUGCAGGGCGUCUCGGAGGUCUACAUGCCCAGUGGCGACAAGCUUCUCGUGCGCAACGGCAACGUGGCUUACAUUGCUAACAAGGGGCAACGUCACGCACGUAUCUUGUCGCAAGACAAUGCGGGCGAGAUCAACGACAUCAACCACCGUCUCGAGCGCCAGAAGCACGAGCUCCAAGCCCUCUCGCGCGACGAGCGUACACAUGCAUCCAUCGUCUGA
This is a messenger RNA of Saprolegnia diclina VS20, 2200 nucleotides long. RefSeq lists its product as hypothetical. Gene Ontology annotation, molecular function: ATP hydrolysis activity; damaged DNA binding; single-stranded DNA binding. The record is from RefSeq and is a predicted model, not a curated record. NCBI's taxonomy places the organism in Eukaryota, Oomycota, Saprolegniomycetes, Saprolegniales, Saprolegniaceae. The coding region runs from base 5 to 2200 and encodes 731 amino acids. Gene Ontology annotation, biological process: double-strand break repair via homologous recombination. The transcript has 10 exons. Gene Ontology annotation, cellular component: nucleus; Smc5-Smc6 complex; site of double-strand break.